AUGUGCGGGCCAGGAAAGCCCCGCCGGGCCAAGGUGCGAGCUCUCGCAGCCCUGCCCGGCCCAGCUCCGCUCCCCGCCCUCCUGCCGAUCGUGUCACUGCUCCUCCCGAGGGCUCCGCUGUCUGGGGACGCGGUGCGUGGAGCCCUUUUCCCGGCAGGUGAAACGCACCUGGGCACCUCGCCCUGUCACACGCCGGUGGCCGAGCCCCCGCCUCCCUGGGUUACCGGACAGGUGUGCCGGCCUCGGGCCCCUGGGCUGAGCACAGUCAGCCAUCGCCAGCCCGGUGUCGUCCUUUCAUUUCUGAUCCUAGUGACAGAACAGAUGUCGGUGCACGCAGGAUCCCACAAUAGCAUGUCGAUGCACCACCCAAGUCUGCCUGCGCAGGACAACUCUUUGUUGGAAAAUCCUGUUUUCUGCAAAUAUCUCAUCAAUGACUCGAAACACAGAAGAAUAAUUGCCAUAAAAGGGAAACUCAGAAUUACAUCCAGUAAAUUGCACAACCAGGAUUACAUGUGUCUGUAGGACAGAAGUAAAACAGGAGUCUCCUGUCUCAUCACAGCCAAGGAGAAAUGCCUUAAGCAAAGUUACUUGCCGUCACAGAUCAAGGAGGAAAGUUCUUCCAGUAGUGGAACAGAUUCUCUAACCAGUGGAGAGAUUCCACGAAGCAGGUCAGAGGGGACUUUGCUUGAUGUAGAUGACCGGAUACCUUCAGACAGCUACAAUGCCAAUGAAAGUAAACUGGAUUUGGAUAUUGACUGGUCUGGUGUGUUCAAACAUGCCCAAACUGUUUCCAAGACUAAUCCUUUCUGGAAUGAACUAUCAGGCUCCAACCCUUUCAUACAUGACAUAGCUGCUUCAACCAGAAAGGAAAACAAUAAAUGCCUUUCUAUCUUAAAAGAAAAACCUUAUUUUUUCUCUAAAGUUUCUAGCAAUAGGGACUCUUUGGAUUCCUCAGGUGAUGAGCUAGAUAUUGAUUGUCUCCUAAGAAAAACUUCAGCAAGAAGAUCUGGACGAUCCAAGAGCAUCUCUGACUUCCUGGAUAUUGUUGAUAACCAAAGAUUUAAUCCUCACAAGACAGCACCUCAAAAAACUACAGCUGCAGACAUGACAUGGUUUCAAAACGACCGCGAAGCCUACAGGAUGGCCUGGUUGAGUCACCGACAACUCACCCGGUCUUGCCUAGAUUUAGAAGCCAUGAGCCACAGUCCUGGAUGGGCACAAACACAAGCUACAGACAUCCAGGUAGUUUGUAGACUGAAUCAUGAAGGGGGUUCAGUACAACUACCUGACUCAGAUAUCAACAUUCAUGUCCCUGUGGGUCAUGUAUUACCAGGGGAAUUCCAAGAAGUUGGUUUAAAGGCUAUCCUUAACCCUCCGUUGUCAUGUAACAAUGAGCUGUCUAGCACCAUAAGUCCUUUGAUAGAACUUACGCUGAGCAACCUCAACACAAGCAAAGCCAUUUUCCUAGAGGUGAAAGUUGCAGCUAAAGUGAAGAAUGAUCCACUCAGCCAAGUUAUGAGUGAUAUUGUGUGUUUGUUCAGUCUGAAUAAAGAAGGGCCUUUUAAGAAGCUAGAGAAUUGCUACAUUUAUCAGGAUACCAUACAAGUGAAACUAACAGACCUAAGUCAUGUGAUGUAUGCGGUGAUUGCUAUACAAGCAAGCAAAAUCCAGCCUCCAGCAACUAAUGUCUGGGACUAUGUUCAUAGAACAGUCUCAGUUGGAAUUUAUGGUCCAAAAUAUAUUCAUCCAUCUUUUACAGCAGUUUUUACAGUCUUUGGUCAUAACUACAUUCCAGGAAAACUCACAAUUUUUAAUAUAAAAAAAGGGGGGAAAAAUAUGCCUCCUGUGGUGUUUCAGCUGUGGGGAAAACAUACUUUUCUGCUUGAAAAACCACAGGAUCUAAAAAUUUCUUUAGUAUCCUGUGAUCCAGAUUUUGAAGUAAAGAUGGAAGACCAAAGUAAAAAUAUUAAAGAGGAAGAGUUGAAAACUGGUGAAAUGGUCCACCAACAAUUCCCAUUCUCCCUGCUUGGAUGUAGGGAGAUGCAUUUCUUUGUUUUUGUUGUUCAGAUUAAAGUCUUAAAAAGUAACCAAGUAACACAGUUCCAUGUUACAACUCCCGAUCCAGCUCCAAAAUUAAAUGGAAUUACCAAUAGGCCAAAGCGCCUACAAAACCGCAAGGAAAUCAAAUCUGCACCUUGGCUUUUGAUACCAACAGUAAAAUAUCCAAAGUUUCAAGAUAAAGCUUUGAACGUUAAUACUUAUGGAGUGGCUUUGAAAACCGUGUUACGUCAAAAUAAGAUUGACCAUUUGCUGGAAUAUUUUAAAGGGGAUACAAUAGCACUUCUUGGUGAAGAUAAAGUGAAAGCCAUUGGACAAACUAAAAUAAAAGAGUGGUAUGUAGGAGUUCUCAGAAGAAAGAUUGGCCUUGUACAUUGCAAGAACAUAAAAGUGAUUUCCAAAGAACAAGCUAUGGACACUGCUGAUAGUGAGCUAACAACCAGGAAUCUUGUUGAACAAAUUGCAUUGCCAUUCAAAAAGCUGACUUACAUCUACUCAGUAGUUCUGUCAACAGUAUCAGAGAGUGUUUAUGACUGGAGAGCUUUAGCUGAGGUGCUAGGAUACUCACAUAUGUCUUUGGAUGACUUUAAUGAAGCACAUGUUGAUAAAGAAUCAGAAAGAGUUGCGCACGUUGUGAAGAGGAUGAAACAAGACUGUCAUGCUAACAAAAAAAAGAGACUAUUUCUUUAUGAACUCAUUGUUGCACUUUUGAAAAUAGAUUGCCAGGGGUUAGUGGCACGUCUUACCCAGGACACCAUCAUUUUGACUUCAGCUGUCAAGCUUGGCAAAAACUGGCGGGAGCUUGCAGAGAAGCUAGCCCGACUCACAAAGCAGCAAAUAGAGGCUUAUGAAGUGCCCCACCAAGGGAAGAAUGGAGCAGUAGCUCUGGAGAUGAUGUGGAAACCUGCAUAUGACUUUCUCUACACAUGGGCUGCCCAUUAUGGAGACGGUUACAGGGAUGUCUUACAAGACCUGCAGUCAGCCUUGGACAAAAUGAAAAACCCAGUAACAAAACAGUGGCGAGAGUUAACAGGAACACUCAUUCUUGUGAACUGCAUGGAGGUGUUAAGGGCAAGUGCUUUCUCCAAAAUGGAGGAAGAAGAGUAG
Molecule: messenger RNA, 3165 nt
Organism: Myiozetetes cayanensis
Lineage: Eukaryota; Metazoa; Chordata; Aves; Passeriformes; Tyrannidae
Gene: MACC1
Product: MET transcriptional regulator MACC1
Cellular component (GO): cytoplasm
Source: RefSeq, a predicted model, not a curated record